Molecule: messenger RNA, 4368 nt
Organism: Durusdinium trenchii
Lineage: Eukaryota; Dinophyceae; Suessiales; Symbiodiniaceae
Source: the annotation of a GenBank genome assembly
CAGGCUCCACUUGGAUGACCCCUCCAGCGCUCCGCAGCUGGAGCCUUUCACCGGCCCCUUUGCCCUGGCCCGCACCGUGUCGGGCCACCCCGGCAGCUUUGACGCCUCCGCGGACGCAGCGCGACGCGUGCGGCUGGCGCUGGAGGGGUAUGCGGCGCAGGGCAGUGCCAAGGAGUUGGCAGAGGAGUUGUUGAGCGCGGAGGAGGAGAUCGGCACCAAGUUGGAGCACGCCCUCACCGCGCUGGAACGCUACCUGAGCGUGGAGCGGCCCUUUGCAGAAGCGUAUGCUGCGGGCUGCAGUGCGGAUUUGACCGUGGCCCAGGUUUUAGAGGCGCAGGAGUCCGAGGAGGAGGCCAUCAGCUCCUUGCGCGCCCACGGUGUGGCGGCAUGGCGCUCCGAACUCAUUGGAGAGCUUUUGCAGGGCUUGGAGGCUUCGCAGGCCUUGCCUCACGCCAAGGCGCCAGAGGAUGCCACGGAGGAAGGGCGUUGGUUGGCACGGGCCAAGUCGCAAAAGCUGUGGCAAUCAGUGAGGGAAGAAGGCAAUUGGAACAAGCUCUCAGACUUCUUGACCGAGCUCUCUGAACUCCCAAACACCUCCAUCUACGCGCCGGUGCUACUAGCUGCCAGGCGCCUCUGCCAGAAGGUCACCGGGGAGCCCUGGACACAGCGAUUCAAGGCGCUCGAGCUGGGCCUGGCCACCGACCCCGGCAAGUUGGUGACGUCCACGCCCCACGCGGCGGGCGGCAACCUGUUGAUGCAUGCGCUCUCGCAGAAAGAUCUUCAACUCAAGGCCUUGGAGGUCUUGCUCCGGCGGAGUUAUCGCGCCUUCGGCGUCUCCAAGGAGUCCAGCAUUCGCCUGGAGCGGAAGGAGGAGACCCUGGAAGCGCGCUGGAAGUUCCGCCACCCCGGCAUCCCCAAUGGGAAGGCGAUGACCGUCUGGCAAGGCAUAGCCAAGGUCCUCCCAGACUACGCAGCCCUGAAGAGCUACCUGCAGGGCGAGCUCUUGCGGCAGCACGUCCAAGGUGAAGCGCCUAAAGCCGGUCGGCUCCAUUUGAUCCUCCUGGGAGAUGAGGCUAUGACAGUGGCGGGCAACGAGGAAAGAUUUAGCCAAAUGAUUGGAGAAGUGCAUCAGCUCUUGCGGCAGGUGGAGGCCAAGCUCAGCGCGCUGGGCGUCACGGAGGUCCUGCUGACGCUGCCCAAGCAUGCCACCACGCUGGGCAGCAACGGCGAUGAACCACGCUAUGCCUUCUUUGCGAAGCGAGCCAGCUGGGCCGAGGUGCCGAGCCUCCGCGACUUGAGUCCAGCCUUGCCCUGUCUCAUGGAGGUGGAACGCUUGAGUGAGUCAGCCAACCACUUGGAAAGGAUGCCUGCGGUCACUUCUGUGGAUCCCAUCUCCGAAGUCUUCCUCACCAGCAACGACAAGGCCAAGGUCGUCCACGUGCGCUCGGUGUCACACAGCCGAAUCGGAUUUCACCCGGUCAGCAACAGCUGGGCUUCGCGCUUGGAGGAGUUGUUGUUGGCAGCAGUGCAUGAGAUGGACUGUGCAAAGCUGAGUCCAAAGGCGUCGGGCAGCGAAGGACGCUUGUUCCUGAACCUCACCGCCCUGGCGGAGAUCGCGGCCAUGGAUUUGUUCCGCCUGUUGGAGUCCUUCCUGGGCGAGUUCGUUGCCCGGCACGGCGCGGUGCUGCAGUCGCUCUGGGUGGACGAGAUCACCUUGAAGGUGCGAUUAGGCUCGGAGACCGAUGGCUGCCAAGGGGUGGUGCGCUUUUCAGCCACCAGCGGAGCUGGCGAGUACAUGAAGUGCAAGGCGAUGUGGGAGGAGGUGGACCCCCUCAGCGGCUUGCCACUCCAGUGGCAGGACCUCACGACGGGCCAAGAAGUCGUGGACCUCACGACGGGCGCAGCCGAGGCCGCGACGCUGCGGAGGCGGCAGGCGGCGCGGCGUGCCGGGUCGACGUAUGCGCCGGAGUUCUUGGGACUCUUGGAGGCCGCUUUGGUGAAAGCCUGGGCGGCCUUUGCGCGCAGCGCGGCCGACCUCGGCGCGGAGCGCAGCGCUCCGACCGCGGCAAGGACGGCGCCGAAGGAACUCUUGCGGGCGACGGAGCUGGUGCUGAACGAAGCUAACGAGCUGCAAGAGAAGGAACAGCGAAAGGCUGGCAGCAACGAGAUCGGCAUGUUGGCUUGGCGCUUGCUGUUGAGGACACCAGAGUUUCCGGAGGGCCGAUCGGUGGUGCUGAUUGCCAAUGAUGUGACUCAUCAGGCAGGGUCCUUUGGAGUGCAGGAGGAUCACUUCUUCAAGAAGGCCACAGAAUAUGCACGCCAGCGUGGCUUGCCCAGAGUCUACAUCGCUUGCAACAGUGGUGCACGGGUGGGCCUGGUCGAGGAGAUCAUGCCUAAGCUGCGCGUUCAAUGGACCGAUGCGGCCGAUCCCUCCAAAGGUUUCGACUACCUCUACUUGACGGAGGAGGACUACAACAGCUUGCCGACGGGCGCAGUGGUUGCGAAAUCGGUGCCGGGCGUUGGAUAUGCCUUGGAGGCUGUGGUUGGGCACGGAUUGAAAUCCAUCGAGGGUGGUAUUGGUGUUGAGAACCUGCAGGGCAGCGGCUUGAUCGCUGGAGAGACCUCCCGAGCAUACAAUGACAUCUUCACCUUGUCCUACGUCACGGGCCGCAGCGUGGGCAUCGGUGCAUACUUGAACCGCCUGGGGCAGCGAGUCAUCCAAUCAGUAGAUGGACCACUGGUGCUCACAGGAUAUGGUGCCUUGAACAAGCUGCUGGGGAAGAGUGUCUACUUUUCUCAAGACCAACUGGGUGGUCCGCAGAUCAUGAUGCCCAACGGCAUCACCCAUCAGCUCGUGCAGAACGACCAGGAGGGAGCUGAUGCGAUCAUCCAGUGGCUCUCCUAUGUCCCUCGAGAUACCUGGUCCAUGGUCCAGUCCAUCCCCUCCGUCGACCCACCUGAGCGCUCGGUGGACUUCCGCCCGGAGCGCUCCGUGCCCUACGACCCGCGGCACAUGCUGGCGGGCACCGCGCGCGACGGCCAGUGGCUCUCCGGCUUCUUCGAUCGAGGCAGCUUCGUGGAGUACAUGGCGGGCUGGGGCCGCAGCGUCAUCGUGGGCCGCGCACGCUUGGGUGGAAUCCCCAUGGGCGUCAUUGCAGUGGAGACCAGGAACGUGGAGCGGAAGAUUCCAGCCGACCCUGGGAACCCCUCCAGUCGCGAGAUCAUUGAGCCACAAGCAGGGCAGGUGUGGUUUCCAGACAGUGCGUACAAGACGGCCACGGCGAUCCGCGACUUCAAUGUGGGUGAGAAUCUACCCUUGAUGAUCUUCGCCAACUGGCGCGGCUUCUCUGGCGGCACCCGGGAUAUGUACGGAGAAGUGCUGAAGUUUGGUGCUCAGAUCGUGGAUGCUUUGGUGGAUUACAAGCAGCCGGUCUUCAUUUACAUCCCACCGGAGGGAGAACUGCGGGGCGGCAGUUGGGUUGUGGUCGACCCAGCCAUCAACCCUGACGUCAUGGAGAUGUAUGCCGAUCAGGACAGCAGGGGCGGCAUUUUGGAACCUGCUGGGAUCGUGGAGGUGAAGUUCCGCGCGCCGCAGCGCCGGGAGUUGAUGCACCGCUUAGAUGGGAAGCUUCAACAGCUCGAUGCGCAGCUGAAGGCUUCACCUUCCGAUGAGCUUCGUGAGGAGAUCCAGCGAAGAGAAGAAAUGCUGCAGCCCCUCUAUACGCAGGUGGCCUGUGAGUUUGCAGACUUGCACGACCGUGCUGGGCGUAUGAAGGCAGUCGGUGUGGUGAGGGAAGAACUCCAGUGGAGCAGGAGUAGGGAGUUCUUCUACUGGCGCCUGCGUCGUUGCCUCCUGGAGACCCGCCUGGCCCAAGACCUGCUAGUCGCUGAUCCCAGGAUGACACGUACGGAUGCCAGAGGAACAGUCAGGGGUUGGUUGAAAGAAGACGCUGGAGGCAGCGUCCUGAGUGAUGCUCGAGCUGUGGAGCUUUUGCAGCAGAUAUCGAUGCAAGAAAAGGUCCGAGCGGUGCAUGCCAGAGCCUUGAAGAGGCAAUUCCAUGAGGUGUGCGAGGAGUUGGGCCGGGCAGGCGAACUGUCCAGGCUUCAAAGGUGCUUCUUUCGAUGUUUGAUGCCAUCUCCCCGUGCGCCCAAGAGCGCGCCUUCCGCGCACGUGCCGCCGCGGGACGUGCUGAAGGGCGGACGAGGCGAAUUGCCCGGCUUGCUGGGGAACGUCGAGGGAGCUAAGAAGCCCGUUUGACGAGGCAAAGAUGAGGUGCACCUGAUGCCAGAAGUGGAAGGCUAACUUCAGCCAAGUCAGGGUUGUAUAGGGAACUGCUGGGCGGAUAGAUUCUGCGCGAAAAGAACGUU